Molecule: messenger RNA, 1779 nt
Organism: Colletotrichum spaethianum
Lineage: Eukaryota; Fungi; Ascomycota; Sordariomycetes; Glomerellales; Glomerellaceae
Product: sodium-dependent serotonin transporter
Exons: 3
Coding region: 1-1779 (592 amino acids)
Biological process (GO): sodium ion transmembrane transport
Cellular component (GO): membrane
Source: RefSeq, a predicted model, not a curated record
AUGGCCGUUUUCAUCGUUGCCAUUCCCGUAUUGGUGCUUGAGAUUGCAAUCGGACAAGCCUACCGCGGCGGUAGUGUCGUUGCAUACAACAACCUCAACCAGAGAUUGAAAGGCACUGGUCUGUCGUUGCUCUAUGUUGGAUUCGUUGUCACGCCGUACUUCGUCGUCAACUUGGCGUGGAUUAUGAGCUACUUCCGACAUUCUUUCACCAGCCCGCUUCCGUGGACUGGUCGUGGUGAGGAGUUUUUCAACCGGGACGUCGUCGCCAACAUCGAUCCGAUUGAAGGCAACCUUACAGCAGACGGCACCAGCGUUCUAAACUACACGGAGUAUCCUGGCAUCGCCCUUAUCGGAGAGACAACCGGAUGGGCUGCUUUCACCUUCUUUCUGAUGUGGGUUUCGAUUUUCCGAGGCGUCGGUUUGACUGGCCGUGUUGUUUACUUCACAAUGGGUCUUCCAAUUGUUGUAACCAUCAUCCUCAUUGGUAGAUCUGUUUCUCUGGAGAACGCUGGUGAAGGUGUCAAACUUUACUUCGCCACAUGGAGAGGAGGGGUUGGCUUCGGCUACUUCACAUCCUACGCAUCAUACAACCGCCAGUACUCGAACGCAGUUAUGGACUCUAUCCUGAUCGUUUGUAGUAACGUUCUCUUCGAGAAUAUCGCCGCUUUUGCUGUCUUCGGUGUUGUAGGGUACUUAGGAAUGCGUCCGGACCCCGAAAAUCCCAUCGGAGGCUUCACCGUCGGAUUCUUGACCCUUCCCCUGGCCGUUGCCGAGAUGCCCGGCGCCAACUUUUGGGCAGUUGCUUUAUUCUUUACCCUCAUGGUCCUUGGCUACAGCUCUGCCUUUGCCAUGCUCGACGCCAUUGUAACUUUAGUCAUGGACACUGGCAUCAAGCUUUCUCGACCAAUUGUCGUCACAGCCCUUACCAUUGUGUCGUUCCUCCUUGCGUUGCCGUACUGCACGGAAUUUGGAUAUUACCUUUUGACUGGAAUCGACCGUUGGGUCAACGAUGUUGCGUUGGUGUUCGUCGUUUUUGCGGAAUGCAUCACAUCCACAAGCGUCUAUCGCUGCAAGGACGUUAUUGGACAGGUUGGAAAGCCGGCCUUCAUCGUUUUUAAUACAUGCUACAUCUUGGCCAUGGUGCUCGGAGUAGCUGUUGCUCAUUCUGUACAAGCCGGAGCUGGAGCCGGUGUUGGUUUGGGACUCUUCUUUGCUGGUAGCAUUGUUUCUGUCCUUAUCGCAAAGACCCCUGAUUCCAUUCCACCAAGAUUCUGGAGCAGGAAUGCCUUCCUUAGCCGGUUUUGGUAUCUGGCUUUCUACUCUGGAAACCAGCUUCGGCGCGACUUGAAUGUGGUCAUUGGUAGUGGCAAGAACUGGAACAUCCCGACAUUUUGGCCUGUUCUCUUGCGCUACAUUUCAGGGCCCAUCUUGAGUAUCGUUUAUGGCUUCUCAUAUCCUGCGUUCUACCAAGUUCGCUACGAUCCCUUGCACAUUCUCGGUUUCGCCGUAGGUCAUGUCGCACUCAUCUUAAUCUUUGCCGGAUUUAUGGUUCCGCGAUGGUUUAACGUCUUCAUCCCGAUCCAUCGACAAAACGAGGGAAAGAUUCAUUAUGCACCUCUGAUCACUAUCGGUGCGGACGAGGCCCAGGCCAUUGCAGCCGGCAAUAUGGAGCAGGGGCAAACGCACACGCCGUCGCCCUCGGAUGAUGGAGUGGGCCGGAAGUGGUCGCCUACGAACGACGGCCUGACCAUGGAGAAUGAGAAGAGAACUAACAUCUGA